This is a messenger RNA of Anisakis simplex (herring worm), 801 nucleotides long. The record is from the annotation of a GenBank genome assembly. NCBI's taxonomy places the organism in Eukaryota, Metazoa, Nematoda, Chromadorea, Rhabditida, Anisakidae.
AUGAAACAGAAAUGGCUCCGUGAAAAACGUAUUCGCGAAAAAGAAAAAAGAAAGGAAAUGAAGGAAAAAGAGGAUGAGCAAAAGCGGUUACGAGAAGAGCGAAGGAAAGAAGCCGAGAAAUCCUUUCUUAGUUGGAAGGAGCGAGCUGAUGCAAUUGUUAGCGAGAAAAAGAAACUGGAAAAGAAUAAAGAGGAAAUGUUGAGAAAAGAACAAACUGAAGAGAAAGAAAAACGACGUGUUGAAGCUCAAAAGAUGUUUGAAGCGUGGAAGAGAGAACGUUUACAGCAAUUAUCUACCAACAAAAGCGUUUUGAAGCGGAAGGAAGAAGCGUUGAAGAAAAAAGCUGAAGAUGAAGCAACUCUUAAAAGGAUUGAGGCUCAGAAGGUUUUUCAGUCAUGGUGUGAUGCGAAACGAACAAAAGAAAUUGAAAGGCUACGUAAGAACAUGGAAUUAAGAAGAAAUCAAGAAACACAAAGUAGAAACGAGAAGGAAUACAAAGAUGCACUCGCAAAAGAAGCUUAUGAUUCGUGGCUUGAAACGAAGGAACAAGAACGUGCAGAGGCAGAAACACUUCACGGACGAAUCCUAAGAUUCGAAGAUGAUGCACAUAGCUGCUGGUCGGUUCCGUGGAUUCCACCAAGUAAUACAAUUCCACGAAAAUUCACUCCUACCAAUCGUCGAAGGCAGUCGGUUAAGACAAAAGUAUUUGGAGGCCAAAGAUGUUGGGAUGACAAAGAGGUGAUAAUUCGUAAAGAUGAGAUAGGUAUUGUUGGCGUGUGGAAAAAUUCAUUUGAUGUUUAA